UCGGUUGCGUCGAAAUUUAGGAUAGCAUAUUUUUUUAAUAUGGAAAUAAAUAUGGGUAGAUGCGCUGUCCGGUGCCAUUUCCCUGAGUAAAAUGAAAAAUGAAUAAAAGCGGCGGCCAGGACAGCCAAUGGAUGUAAAAGCAAACGCAAUGGACGACCAACAAGAUCCAGAAGACCCAAAGCCAUCUCUCUUCCCUCUUUUUCCUGCCGCCGGCACCGCUGCUACAGCUAAUACUGCUGCUACAGUUACUAGUAGUAGCGUCCCCCAAUGGCUUUGCAACCCUAGCUUCACCAGUGACCUUUCCCUAAUUAACGACGCCGUUUCCUCUCUUCCACGCUCCCUGAAGGUGGAAGAAGAAGAAGAAGAAGAAGAAGAAGAAGAAGAAGAAGAAGAAGAAGAAAAGGAAACGAAGCCCAAUUCUUACGAGCUAGUUGAGGAGGAGGGAGAGGAAGAUUCUGAUGAAGAAAUGUACGACGAGAGAAAAAAGAAUAAGAAAAAGACAAAGAGUAAGAGGAAGAAUAAAAAGAGAAAGAUGUCGAAAGAAAUUGGUGAUUCCAAAUCCAAAUAUGUUCACGCUAAAGAUUAUUAUUUUGAUUCUCAUCCAGAUCCUCAUAACUUCUCCUACGGCUCUCUCUACAGGAUGGAUGUUCCGUGCUAUAAACUUUAUAAUCCUGAACAAUUAUCUGGAUUUAUGUCCCAAGGAUUGUACCCUAGUAUUCAGAGGUUUUCAGCAUUUGAUAAAGAUGCUGAUAUUGAUGCCUUGGAUGCUAAGCUACGGUCUGCUGGUCGAUACUGGUCUCCUAACAAUGCUGCCCUCCAAUACCAUAACAACUUCAAGCAUCUUCGUCGAUUUGCCCCCAAAAAUUUUUCACAUUUUAUUCCUGCUGAUUUCAUUCCUUUAUCCGAUAUUCAAUCAUUGCCUCAACUUGGUGAUGAAAGUUCCAUCUCACACAAUUCAAUCAUUGAAGAAUCUUGGGAGGAUGAAGUGCUACGUAAAACACGGGAAUUCAACAAAUUGACUAGGGAGCAUCCCCAUGAUGAAAAAGCAUGGCUAGCCUUUGCAGAGUUCCAGGAUAAGGUUGCCAGUAUGCAACAACAGAAAGGUGUUCGCUUACAAACUCUUGAAAAGAAGAUUAGCAUACUUGAGAAGGCAACUGAGCUUAAUCCGGAUAAUGAACAACUCUUGCUUUUUCUUAUGAAGGCCUAUCAAAAAAGGGAUGAUACUGAUGUGUUGAUUGGGAGAUGGGAAAACAUACUGGUGCAGCAUUCGGGGAGUUAUAUGUUGUGGAGAGAAUUUUUACAUGUUGUUCAAGGGGAGUUCUCAAGAUUUAAGGUUUCAGAUAUUAGAAAAAUAUAUGCACAUGCAAUCCAAGCUCUAUCUUCUACCUGCAACAAGCAGUUUAGGCAGGUUCUAAAUUUAAUUCAUCAAAGUAGUAAGCCUACGGAUUCUGCUGUGGUCCAUCUGGAGCUUGGUCUGGUUGAUAUAUUUCUUUCCCUUUGUAGGUUUGAGUGGCAGACUGGUCAUCAGGAGUUGGCCACCGCAUUAUUUCAAGCUGAAAUUGAAUUUAGUUUGUUUUGCCCUUCUUUAUUGUUAAAUGAGCAUAGUAAACAGAGACUGUUCAAGCACUUUUGGGGUAGUAAUGGUGCAAGAGUUGGAGAAGAAGGGGCUCUUGGAUGGUCCAUGUGGUUGGAAAAGGAAGAAGAAAAGAGGCAGAGAGUUAUGAAAGAAGAGAUUUUGGAUAAGAAUGAUGAGGGUGGUUGGACUGGUUGGUCAGAACCAUUGUCCAAAUUUAAGGAAACUAGCACAAAUCUUGAAAAUGUUGCUCACAAUGAUGUGACAAUUGAGGCAUUUGAUGAGGAAAUUGAGAAUGAAGAUAUUAAGCAAGAAGAUGAUACUGAAGCAUUGCUGAAACAGCUAGGCAUUGAUGUUGGUGCUGUGGCCAGUGACGAGGUUAAAGACACUUUGACAUGGGCUAGAUGGUCACAAGAAGAGUUCUCUAGAGAUUCUGCUCAAUGGAUGCCUGUUCGUGCAAAAUCUGGUGCUGUCACUAAUAUUCAUGGGACACCCAAUGAAGAAGUGGAUGAGCAAUUUAUGAGAGAGAUAUUAUAUGAAGACAUAUGCGAAUACUUGUUCUCAUUGAGCUCUGCUGAGUCUCGCUUGUCUCUAGUAUUCCAAUUCUUGGAUUUUUAUGGUGGGAAAAUCUCCUCUUGGGUUUGUACCAACAGUUCUAGUUGGACUGAGAAAAUUCUUAGCCUGGAGGAAUUACCUGAUUGUAUUUGGCAAAAUAUGAGAAGACUGCAUGAUGAAUUUACCACAUCACAGAGUAAGUCUGGUGAAUUCAGUUUGGAAUUCCUUUUGGACAGUGCUAGAGGAAUCCCUCAGAGGACUGAAAUGAUGAAAUUUCUUCGCAAUGCGGCGUUGCUUUGUUUAACUGCUUUUCCCCGUAAUCAUAUAUUGGAAGAAGCUGCCCUUUUGACAGAAGAGCUUUUUGUAACAAAAAUGAACUCUUCUAGCAGUUCAGGUGCCCCAUGUCAGGCUUUGGCGAAGAGCCUUCUAAAAUGUGAUCGGCAGGAUCUCUUGCUCUGUGGAAUUUAUGCACGUAGAGAGGCUCUUUAUGGGAAUAUGGAUCACGCCAGAAGAGUUUUUGACAUGGCAUUGUUGUCGCUUUCUGGGCUUCCAUUGGAUUUACAGUCCAAUUCUCCUCUUCUAUAUUUAUGGUAUGCUGAGGCUGAACUUGGAAACUAUCAUGGCUGUAAUUCAGAUUUAUCAUCACGUGCAAUGCAUAUUCUCUCCUGUCUAGGAAGUGGUGUGAUGUACAGUCCAUUUAAAUGUCAUCCAUCAAGCUUGCAACUACUGAGAGCACGCCAAGGGUUUAAAGAAAAAAUAAACACAUUAAGAUCAAAAUGGGUGCGGGGUUUUGUUGAUGAUCAAUCAGUUGCCCUAGUUUGUGCAGCAGCUUUGUUUGAAGAGUUGGCUGCUGGAUGGGCUGCGGGUAUCGAAAUUAUAGAUCAUGUUUUUACAAUGGUGCUUCCAGAAAGAAGAAGCCAAAGUUACCAUCUGGAAUAUCUUUUCAACUAUUAUGUUAGGAUGCUUCAGAGACAUCAUGAGCAAUUUGCUUUGUCCAAAGCCUGGGAGUCUGUCACACACGGGCUGCAAAUAUAUCCAUCCAGCCCAGAACUAUUUAAUGCUUUAGUGGAGAUCAGCUCUCUUUACAUGACUCCAAAUAAAUUGCGGUGGAUGUUCGAUGACUACUGUCACAAGAAACCAUCUGUAAUUGUUUGGCUUUUUGCUUUAAUGUAUGAGAUGAGUAGGAGCGGCUCUUUGCAUAGGAUCCAUGGAUUGUUUGAGAGGGCACUAGCAAAUGAUAAAUUGCAUAAUUCAGUUAUACUCUGGCGUUUUUAUGUUGCAUAUGAGAUUAACAUAGUCCGCAAUCUAUCAGCAGCAAGGCGAAUAUUUUUUCGUGCUAUUCAUGCCUGCCCAUGGUCAAAAAAGCUAUGGCUUGAUGGUUUUCUUAAAUUGAACUCCAUCUUAACUGCGAAAGAGCUGUCAGACCUUCUAGAAGUUAUGAGGGAUAAGGAAUUGAAUCUGAGGACAGAUAUUUACGAAAUUCUUUUACAAGAUGAGCUUGUGGCUUGAUGGCAUGUUGCCCGACAUCCAUGUAAUAUGUAACUCGAGAAUUAUGUUUUGUACGGAAUUACAUAUAUAUAUAUAUAUAAAGUGAAUUAUUAUAA
Molecule: messenger RNA, 3732 nt
Organism: Durio zibethinus
Lineage: Eukaryota; Viridiplantae; Streptophyta; Magnoliopsida; Malvales; Malvaceae
Source: RefSeq, a predicted model, not a curated record